CAUACGGGUUAUCGUAAUGGCUGCGCCCAUGGGGAAACAAAAGUACAAGAAGUGAACCUAAAUAAAUUGGAAAACCCUACAGAUACACUCCGAGAGACAACAAAGUUUAGAUUAUGUCUAAAAGUAGGGUAGCAAACGGAUCGGUAAAUUCACCCAAUCGGCUAGAUUUGCAGACAGAACCAACACCAUGCUGGACUGAUGAUUUGCCAGUGUGUCAUCAUUCCGGUGUAGGUUUCUCCACCAAUCAGAUCUAUAGAGAAGAUGGCAAUAGACGAGAAGAACACGAGUUUGAGGAUAAAAACUUCCACUUCAGUCAGGAUGGUGUAUGUUUGUAUGGUGUAUUUGAUGGACAUGAUGGGUCUCGAGCCUCUAACUUUGCUGCACAGAGGAUGCCAGCAGAACUGUUACUGGGCCAGCUGUCAGGCAAGACCACAGAUGAGGAAGUUAAGGAAGUGCUGUAUCAGGCAUUUAUAGAGGUGGAGAAAAGUUUUUUUGAGUCAAUAGAUGAGCAACUUGUUGCCAGAACAACACUACAGUUACAGCUUCCUGAGGGUAUCAGUUACCAUGAAGCCUGUCAGCAGUACCCAGACAUCAUCAGUCAACUUCAUGCUCUUGACAAGGAAAUCUACGGUGGUACAACUGGGACAGUGGUGCUCAUAUACAAAGAUAAACUAUAUGUAGCUAAUGUUGGUGAUACCAGAGCCUUGUUGGUACAAACAGAUGCUGGUGGGAUUAUGAGUGUGAGACAACUUACCGUGGAACAUACCAUAGAAUCAGAGCAGGAGCAAGCUCGUUUGGCCACUCUGGGGCUUGAUGUUGAUAAAUUAUACCAGAUGAGAAAAAUUGGAACCUCGGACUGCACACGGUGUAUAGGGGACUUCCAUACAAAAGGCGGUUAUAAAGAUAUUGAAAUACUAAGUCAAGCAGUACGAGAGCCAGUGAUUGCAGAGCCUCAUGUGUCUGAUGGUUACCCUAUAGACAGCUCUAGUAGUUUCCUGUUGAUCAUGUCGGAUGGGUUAUAUCAUGCUCUACAAGAUGCUACAGAAACAGCGCGGGUGAAUACUGAAGUCGCACAGAUGGUGGCUAGUGAGUUUAAUGUUCAGUCCACACUAAAUGGUGUGGCACAGGCAUGUGUUGAUAAAGUGGUCAGAAUUCACCAUGACAGUUUUAUGAUGGGAACGCUUGAAGUGAAGGCACGUUGUCACAAGAGAGGGGACAUAACUUUAUUGGUCAGAAACUUUAAUUACAUAUUACCAAAUGCAAUUGGUACGCCAACUGGUGGGAGCCGGUUUUUGCCAGUUUCUGUGCCUUAUUAUCCAUCACCACGUCCUCCUGUCCCACCAUCUAUCUCAAUACCAGACUCAACUCCAUUAACAUUUGGUAAUGAAAGUACUCAAGAUGAGGCUACAACCCCAGUUGCUUCAGAUCAGAGCCCAUCCAGGAGUCCGGGAACAAAUAGUCUACUUGAUACGAAUCGUGAACAAACCCGUGACUCCCAGGCCAGCACUGAAACAUACAGCACCACAAAUUCUACACAGAGUAGUGAAGAAACAAGGUUUCCUAGUCGUUUUUAUAAACGUGAAAAACUUAUUCUUGAUGAAAAUGGUCGUGUUGAAGCCUAUGUUGAUUUCUCAGAUUUUUAUCGUGCUAUUGAAGCUAUGACUGAUUCUCAAAGAGAGACUUUGAAUAAUGAGACAAAACCAAAGUCAGGUUAUGAAACAAUUGUGGAGGAACCAACAGCGUCUGCUACCAGUCCUGUCUCUUCACAACCAUUGCCUGGAACCUCUACUGCUGAUACUUGAACGCAAAAGUCUCCAUUGAAACCUAAGUUUUUUCGUUUAUCGAGUGACAUACAAAUCAUGUUUUAACAACAGACAUACAUAUAAGUUUGAGCUUUUUCACUCAAGAUAAUGAGUUUGAAAGUAAGCUCAUUCUCAAGGCUGUAGAAUGUUUUACUUUGUUGCAAUGUUAUCAUCAGACACUAUAUGUAGUACUCGCUGAAAUCUAGAUAUUUGAGAUCCUUGACUGUACAACUGGUGUGGUACUGUAAUACAUAGCAUUAUAUCUGCUAGUCAGUUAUUAGCUCACCUGACCAUAGAGUCAAAAACUGCCAGCUCAGUUUUUGAACAGUUUUACACAAAUGUUCCUUUGGUGUCUCUUUACCAAGAUUGUUUAAAUAAUUGCGAUCCAUCACAAAAGAUUGCACCCAGUGAGCAUUGUCAUAUGGUAGAAACCUUUAAAUUCUACUAAACGUGUAAAAUGCCAUCUUCAUUUUUCAAAGUCAAAACAUGGCUGCCAGGGUUCUCUGUUUUUUCCCUUUAUGACUCUAUGGAAUUCUUUGAAAAUUUUCUUUGCUGAAUCUGCAAGCCAAUUUGCGAAGUAAUUUGGCAGAAAUGUUAACCUGCUUGAGCUAUGGAAUUAUUGUGAGUGAUAUAGAGCCAUCAUGGUCCUCUUGUUUAUGUAUUUAUACUAGAUAAAAAUCUAGGAGUAUGUACUUGUGCUUAUGAAACAGCCAUUUGUUAUGUUACAACCUGGAAAUUUCAUGCAAUCAGUUAUAAAUGAUUUUGCAGCAUUAUACUCGGUUAUAAACACAAAUUAUCUGCUUACUGUCUGUAUAACAAGUUAUUUUGUAUUACAUAAAAUAAAAUAAUCUUUAAAUUUU
Mercenaria mercenaria is the source of this 2662-nucleotide messenger RNA. RefSeq names its product TGF-beta-activated kinase 1 and MAP3K7-binding protein 1-like. The record is from RefSeq and is a predicted model, not a curated record. The transcript has 7 exons. Gene Ontology annotation, biological process: protein dephosphorylation. Gene Ontology annotation, molecular function: protein serine/threonine phosphatase activity. Bases 114 to 1802 code for a protein of 562 amino acids. NCBI's taxonomy places the organism in Eukaryota, Metazoa, Mollusca, Bivalvia, Venerida, Veneridae.